Daphnia pulicaria is the source of this 528-nucleotide messenger RNA. RefSeq lists its product as uncharacterized. Gene Ontology annotation, biological process: DNA integration; DNA recombination. Gene Ontology annotation, molecular function: DNA binding. The transcript has a single exon. The record is from RefSeq and is a predicted model, not a curated record. The coding region runs from base 1 to 528 and encodes 175 amino acids. NCBI's taxonomy places the organism in Eukaryota, Metazoa, Arthropoda, Branchiopoda, Diplostraca, Daphniidae.
AUGGAGUAUCACACUCUCGGAAGGUUUAGCGACAUCGUCAAGCUUUGUAGAAAAGACGUCAACUACGUCACGGACCCUUCGCCCCAUCUGAGGAUUUUAUUCAAAGGUGGGAAGAACGACCAGUAUACCGAGGGUGGUGAGCGUGUAGUAGCCUCAAAUCCAGACGUUAAACGCUGUCCUGUUCAGCUUACGUUGAACUAUUUCCGAUUCCUUGGCCUUUCCUACGAUGGUUAUCUCGUUCCUUUGUGUACUGCCAAAAAUUCCCCAAAUCCUGCCAAAUCUGUACCGUACAGUGGGGCUUUGACUGACCUGAAGAAGUUGAUGAACUUGUUGGGUUACGACGAGAAACUCUACGGUGAGCAUUCUGGAAAGAGAGGUGGAGCGACUACAGCAGCAGCUCAUGGAGCUACUGACAAACAGCUGAAACGUCUGGGAGGGUGGCGUUCCGAUGCAUUGCUCGCCAAAUAUGUUGAUCUCUCCAUCCCAAGUCGUCUCUCUAUGUCGGAGUUGUUGCAAAAGAAAGUUUGA